AUGUGCCGCACAUUUCUGAAGCUGCUGAUCCUGGUAACACUCGGGUAUCGAUCAGGUGCCGAAGAUGUUUCCUGCCCAGAACAUCAGAGGGCCUUUCAAGGCUCCUGCUUUGAGUUUGUAGCUCACUAUCGCUCCUUUGUCGGUGCUCAAGCCUGGUGUGAGGAGAGCGGAGGACACCUUGCAUUCAUUCAAGAUGAAAACACUCAAUAUUUCCUCCAGAAGCACCUGGACUCUGAGAGGGACACGUGGAUUGGAGUCGCACGUGCUGCCUCUCUGAACUGGCAGCAUUCUGCCACAGCUGAAGGUCCUCUUUCUUGGUUGGAUGAUUCACAUAUCACCUUUUCAAACUGGGCCAGCAGCCCACAGCCUGGAGCGGCUUGUGGACACAUACUCAAACACUCAGGCUUUCAGUGGGAAGCCACGAGAGACUGCGACAAAAAGCUGAGCUUCAUGUGCCAGUUUGAGUCUAGGAGAGCCAUAUUGUGUGCGGGCCAGAACAUCGCUCUGCAAUGUGGUUCUGGCAAAGUGCUGGUGAUAGACACCGGUUUCUAUGGUCGCAACAACGUUCAUUACUGUCAAUCCACAACCUCCACAGCAACAACCUCAACACAGCAGUGUGGCUGGGUGAAUGUUGUGGAAUCGCUUACAGCCCACUGUCAGGGCCGUCAGGUUUGCCAGGUUGCUGAAGCUGUGAACUCCUUUGGUGAACCCUGUCCUCCGCUGGGGAAUUACCUGUCAGUGGAUUACCACUGCGAAGAGGGGUUCACACUGACAAUGAACAGCGUGGCUGCUGUUUUUACUGACGUCACCAUCAUCAUUAAGUGGCUCUUAAAACCGUCAGGGGGAAAACCUCUGUGCCGCCUGAGCACCGGAGAUGGCCACAUUUUCCAUGUGGACAGUCCAGUGGGGUUGGAGAGCAGAGUGAUCCACAGAUAUACUCACCCGAGCACGUGUGUUGUGGCGGUUGACUGCACCACGGAUGACAUGCACGUCACAUCGCAGAAAAUAAUUACCAUCCUGGAGCCGGUCACAGACAUUAGUGUCACCAGGUGCUACGCUGGAACGCAGACUUUCCAUGCAACCGAUUGCAAAGCGCUGUAUGGAGGAGCAUUUCAAAUGCAAAUGGCAGUAAAAACAGGUCUAAAUAUAAGCUACAGAAUCCAGAGUGAGGAGACUGUGUUCCUCGGUUUCUUUGUGGUGAAAGGAAACGUUUCUCAUAACAUCACUGUGAUGCCAGAGAUGGCGAAGCAGCUCGAGCCCGGCUGCCACCAACUCAGGAUUUAUGCAUCUAACAAGGUCACGUUCCCUGAAGUGUCCACAGACCUGCAGGUGUGUAUUUUGGAGCAAGUGGCCGGGCUCCAGGCGUCCUUGUUGACAGAUGCGGGAUGUCUGCAUUCUUCAGAUAUUGCUGUUGGCGUUUCCCUGGAACAUGGAGCGCCUGCACUGCUCCUCUUCUCCCUGACAGGAGACAACAGCAGCUCAUUCUACGAGACCAGAGACAUGAAUGCAAGGAAAGCCAUUUUUCAAAUUGGUCAACCAAUUCAAGGUAACCCCUGUAAGUGUGCAGGGGCAUUUGAGAGGCUGACUCACGUCAUUGAAGACAACUGCCUACCAGAUCCGUUUGAAUUUAAUAAAUAUCAUUUUAAAGUGAAAGACAAAGCUAAUAAUGAGGUGAAAAAGGAGGAAGCCAUCUGCAUCAUCCUUAACCCCAAGAAAGAAAUAAAAAAAAUUAGCCGCUCCCCCCGCUACAGCCGCUCCCCCCGCCACAGCCCCUCCCCCCGCCACAGCCCCUCCCCCCGCCACAGCCGCUCCCCCCAAUACAGCCGCUCCCGCCAUUACAGCCCCUCCCCCCGCUACAGCUGCUCCCCCCAAUACAGCAGCUCCCCCCGCUACAGCCGCUCCCCCCAAUACAGCCGCUCCCCCCGCUACAGCCGCUCCCCCCGAUACAGCCGCUCCCCCCGCUACAGCCGCUCCCCCCAAUACAGCCGCUCCCGCCAUUACAGCCGCUCCCCCCGCUACAGCCGCUCCCCCCAAUACAGCCGCUCCCGCCAUUACAGCCGCUCCCCCCGCUACAGCCGCUCCCCCCGCCACAGCCGCUCCCCCCGCCACAGCCGCUCCCCCCGCCACAGCCGCUCCCCCCACUACAGCCGCUCCCGCCACUACAGUCGCUCCCGCCACCACAGCUGCUCCCGCCAUUACAGCCGCUCCCCCCACUACAGCCGCUCCCCCCACUACAGCCGCUCCCCCCACUACAGCCGCUCCCGCCACUACAGUCGCUCCCGCCACCACAGCCGCUCCCGCCAUUACAGCCACUCCCGCCAUUACAGCCGCUCCCGCCACCACAGCCGCUCUCGCAAUUACAGCCGCUCCCGCCACCACAGCAACUCCCGCCACUACAGUACCCGUCACGAUCAGUGCCUCUACAAUCAUUGCUACGCCAAACACUGGAACCACGAUCAGCGGUACGCCGAACGCUGGAACCACGAUCAAUGCUACGCCAAACACUGCCAACACGAUCAGUGCUACUCCGAUCACUGGAACCACGAUCAGUGCUACGCCGAACACAACCACCACCAUCAGUGCUACUCCGAUCCCUGGAACCACGAUCAGUGCUGUGCCAAACACUGGAACCACGAUCAGUGCUACGCCGAACAGUGUCACCACGGGCACUGCCACGGAAAAUAUUGUCAAUAUUGUUUUAAGGCUCACGGUAACUAUCUGCGUUGCAGCAAUAAAAAUGACGUGGCAUUCGUCUUCCUUCCUCUUGGAGACAGCAGUAACAACUAUAACCUGAUUAUCACAGCGACUGUAAAAAAUGCCAUCUUUGUUGUUAGCACCACCAUAACAGCACAGGUGCUGGAUUCAGCAGGAGGCUCCGGCUCCUCAGUGGAUGAUCUGAAGUCGACAGUGGAGAAUGCUGUGGCAAAGCUGAAGAAACAAGGUCUACUGUCAGGAGAGACAAUCGCACAAAUCAUCAGUUCUGUGUCCGACAAACUGAGCAGUCAAUCGGAUGAUUCAGGGACAGCUGAAAGGGAACAGCUUCGGGAGCAGAUGCUGCACAUGUUGACUGAUGCAGUGAAGGAGGUUCCCAUCAUCACUCCACAAGUGGUUCAGGUGGUCGCCAGAAGUCUGACUGCUGUCAUCGCCAAAGAAGUCAGCUCCACUGCUCAGGAGGAAGCCUCUUUGUUAUUUGUGAACCUCAGCUCGUCCCUCCUCCACAUGGAUGUGAACAAAAGUGAAGAAAGCAAGAAGGAAAUGCAAAGUGCAGCCAGCGCCAUUGUAGAAGGAGCGAGCAAUAUCCUGGACAACUCUUCCAAUAAAAACGUCUCUGAUGCUCUUCUAGUUGUACUGAACAAUAUCCAGAGUGCACUGCUGAUAUUCCAAGCUAAUAACGGGAUGCCGACUGUUAUCCGUAAAAAUAAUAUAGCUGUUUACGUCAAUAGAGUGACGCCAGGAAGAUUGCACAUGGCACCUUUAACGUUUCCAAACUGUUCCUGCCCAUCGUUUUCUCUCCCAUCUCUACCCUCCGACAUAUUUCCUUCAGAUGAAUCAGUGGAUUUACGAAUGCUGACUUUGGAUAAAAAUCCGUUUUCCUGGAACGAGAGAGGGAACAUCACCAGCCAAAUUGUUUCUCUGUCCCUCACAAAACAAGAUGGCUCCACUAUCCAUUUACGGGAUUUAAGUGAGGACAUUGAGAUUAGGCUGCCAACGCCUGUGGGGGGUCAGGUGAAUGCCUCAGUUCUGGACCUGGGAAACUACAGCACCACAAUCAUUGACAUUCCUUCAGCUGACACUACUCUGGUGAUAAAGAUGGUGCCUUCAGAAGAUCCAUUACCCUUCAAGCUGCUCCUUGGCUAUAUGAGCUACCCCACUGAAGCAAGUUACGUUGCAAUGACAGAGAUGCCUCAAGAGGGAAAAACACAAGAGGAGAGAUACACGUGGCUUGUAGAUGCAAAGAAGCUCAAAAUGGAAACUGGAGUGCACUAUCUUGUAGUGAGGCCCAUUGUAGGACCAGGCAUAAAAUCCAUCAAUGCCACUUUGUCGAUCAUCUCCAUCUCUGUCGCGUGUAAAUUUUGGAAUGAAUCAAUGCUGGAAUGGAGCAACAAAGGAUGCAGGGUGGGUGCACAGACGACCCAUUUAGUCACCCAGUGCUUCUGCAACCACCUCACCUUCUUCGGGAGCUCCUUCUUCGUCACACCCAACCUCGUGGACGCAUCCCGCACCGCUGAGCUGUUUGGGACCUUCGCUGAGAACCCCGUGGUUGUGUGCUUCGUGGGCUCGCUCUUUUUGGCUUAUCUCUUGGUGGUUGUGUGGGCUCGACGCAAAGACAUCCAAGAUGCGGUCAAGGUGAGGGGGUCAGUGCUAGAGGACAAUGACCCCAUGGACGAGUACCGCUACCUGUUAUGUGUCAGCACUGGGCAUCGGAGAGGAGCCUCCACUUCCUCUCAGAUAACACUAACCCUGAUGGGUGCUGAUGGAAACAGCGAGCCUCACCACCUGACAGAUCCAAAGAAGUGUGUGUUUGAGAGAGGGGCGGUGGACAUGUUCCUGCUCACGACACCCUUCUCACUGGGAGAUCUGCAGGGUGUCCGGCUGUGGCACGACAACUCAGGCAGCCAUCCAGCAUGGUAUGUCGGCCAUGUCAUGGUGCAGGAUGGACAGACGGACCAGAAAUGGCAUUUUCUGUGUAACUCCUGGUUGGCCAUAGACAUGGGAGAUUGUUCCCUUGAUAAAGUUGUCCCUGUCUCCACAGAGACAGAUUUGAAGAGUUUCAGUAAUUUGUUCUAUAUGAAGACGACAAAGGAUUUGAGCGACGGACACCUCUGGUACUCUGUGAUCAGCCGUCCGCCGAGCAGCACCUUCACUUGUGUGCAGAGAGUGUCCUGCUGUUUCUCCCUGCUGCUUUGCACCAUGCUGACCAGCAUUAUGUUCUACGGCAUCCCGACCGACCCGUCUGAGCAGACCAUGGACCUGGGUCAGUUUGAGUUCACGUGGCAGCAGUUCAUGAUUGGAGUUCAGAGUUCGCUCAUCAUGUUUCCAGUGAACAUCCUCAUCGUUGGCAUCUUCAGAAACACUCGUCCUUGCGAGACGCCGUGCUGCAAACGCAGAGCAGAAAAACCGGAAGCCAGCUGCUCACAGACCGCCUCUACCGAGAUGAAUGGCCAAGUCACUUUAGACACUAUCACCAAGGACAUAACGAGAAUAGUCCGCUCAUUCUCCAAGAGCAUGAAAAGCAACAUCCCAUCUGCAAAGUCCGAGCUUGGGCCUGGACAACAAGCUGACAUCAAUGCUCUCCUUUCUGUGGUGAAGGAUUACAUCAGCCAGAUUUAUAAAACCGGUGACGGCGCAGAGUCGAGGACCGAGAUUGCUCCCGACGUCACUCAGCCUCAGGAACCAGAUUCAGAAAGCGGGGGUAGUGUGCACCCUGUGAUCGACGUGGAGGGCGUUCAGAAGAGCAACAGAACCCAGUAUCUGUACAGGCAGAUGUGCCACAUCGACAGGAAGCUGGGCCUGCUGGGCUCGUCAGGCUUCCCGAGCCCACACAGCUACAGCCGGGCUCUGCAGCAGGUCCAGGGCAUGAAGGUCUUCCUUGAAGAUCAGCUCCUCGCAUCCAGCAGCAUCGGCCCAGAUGAACUCGUCCAAAACAAGUUGAGUCCUGCAGACAGCACCAGUGGAGACGAUCAGAAGAAGAAGGGCUGCUGUCAUGGAGGGCUGCCCUGGUGGUUCAUCUUUGUCGGCUGGCUGCUCGUGAUAGCUACCAGUUGCGUGGCAGGAUUUUACACGAUGCUUUAUGGUUUGAAAUUUGGGAAGGAACGUUCCUGCAGCUGGUUGGUGUCAAUGAUCGUGUCCUUCUUUCAGAGCAUCCUCAUCAUUCAGCCACUGAAGGUGCUGUGUCUUGCAGCCUACUUUGCACUCGUCAUAAAGAAAGUUGACGAGGAAGACAUUCAAAAUGUGGCAUUUGACUCAAAAGCAGGUAAAAGAAAAUGACCCACUAUAUAAUUUCUUGACCAACAAACGAUCCGACAGGACAGGAGUCUUUACGAGCCGCCUCCUCCUGGAGACGUUGAGAGGAUGAAAAGGAUCAAGAUAAUUGAGCAGAAAGCCUUUGCCCUCUUCCGAGAGAUUUUCAUCUACACAGGCUUCCUUUGGAUGCUGCUGCUGGUGGCGUACGGCCAGAGGGAUCCCAAUGCCUUCCACCUGAACAAGCACAUCAGGAACAGCUUCAGUCCAAACACCUCACAAAGCAUGAGUCUCAGGGACGUGUUCACUUGGGCCAACACGUCCCUGCUCAGUAACCUCUUUGGAGUUCAUCCAGGAUUUAUCACGGAUGGAAACUCGAAGCUGGUGGGAAACACUCGUCUUCGUCAACUGAGAGUGCAGAAGAGCUCCUGUCAGAUCGCAGGCUCCAUGCUGCAUCUGGUGCCGGACUGCCAAGCACCGUAUUCAUGGGAGGUGGAGGACAUGGACUCCUAUGACUCUGGGUGGAACCGGUCUGUGGUGGAUAACAACACGCUGAGCACCCCCAGCCCCUGGACGUACCAGACACAGGCCCAGCUCAGGUCCUACCCGGUGUGGAGCAAAAUGGUGCUUUACAGGGGGGGUGGCUUUGUAGCGGUGCUUGGCCCUGAUUUAAAAAAUGCCAGCAGAACCAUCGAGUAUCUGUUCAGGAACAAAUGGCUGGACACGUACACACGGGCAUUCUUUGUAGAGUUCACCAUCUAUAACGCCAACGUCAACCUCUUCUGCAUCGUGACUCUCUUACUGGAGACUGCAGCUGUUGGGGCGUUUCAGUUCCACAGCGAGCUGCAGAGUGUCCGUCUCUACCAGUCCACUGGAAGCCUCUACAUCUUCGUCAUGGCUGCAGAGAUCAUAUACUUGCUUUUCAUCAUCUAUUACGUGUUCGUGCAGGGCAAAUUAAUGAAGCAACAGCGGUGGACUUACUUCAGCAGCAAGUGGAACCUCCUGGAGCUGUCCAUCAUCUUAUUGAGCUUGAGCGCCUUAGCUGUUUUCAUCAAGAGGACCCUGCUCGGAGACCGUGAUAUGACCUACUACCAAAACCACAAAGACCAAUUUCCCAGCUUCUACGAGACGGCCUCGGCAGACUCGGUGCUUCAGUAUCUCAUCGCCUUCCUGGUGCUGCUCGCCACGGUGAAACUGUGGCACCUGCUCAGACUCAACCCCAAGAUGCACAUGGUCACCGCCACGCUGCAGCGAGCCUGGGGCGACAUCUCCGGCCUCCUCGUGGUCAUCGUGAUCAUGUUCACAGCGUAUUCCAUUGCCUGCAAUGUGAUUUACGGCUGGAAGAUCUCCUCUUAUAAAACCCUGGGGGAUGCUCUCCUCACCAUCAUCUGCCUGCAGGUGGGCAUUUUUAACUACGGAGAGGUUUUGGACGACAGCCCUGUGCUUGGUGGACUGAUCAUCGGCUCCUGUAUCGUGUUCAUGACGUUUGUGGUGCUCAACCUGCUCAUUACAGUCAUCCUCGUGGCGUUUAAGCAAGAGCAGCUCAAUCACAAGCCCUCAGAGGAGAAGGAGAUUGUCGACGUGAUGCUGAGGCAAAUCUACAGUUUCUUUGGGAUCAGAUGUAAAGAAACAAAAGAGAAAAGACUCCCCGGAGCCUGA
Limanda limanda (common dab) is the source of this 7620-nucleotide messenger RNA. Its product is annotated as polycystin-1-like protein 2. The transcript has 41 exons. Gene Ontology annotation, biological process: detection of mechanical stimulus. Gene Ontology annotation, molecular function: protein binding; carbohydrate binding; calcium ion binding. Lineage: Eukaryota; Metazoa; Chordata; Actinopteri; Pleuronectiformes; Pleuronectidae. Gene Ontology annotation, cellular component: membrane. The record is from RefSeq and is a predicted model, not a curated record.